This is a messenger RNA of Melitaea cinxia (Glanville fritillary), 3386 nucleotides long. RefSeq names its product DNA replication licensing factor Mcm2 (gene Mcm2). Gene Ontology annotation, cellular component: MCM complex; nucleus. The coding region runs from base 55 to 2643 and encodes 862 amino acids. Lineage: Eukaryota; Metazoa; Arthropoda; Insecta; Lepidoptera; Nymphalidae. The record is from RefSeq and is a predicted model, not a curated record. Gene Ontology annotation, molecular function: 3'-5' DNA helicase activity; single-stranded DNA binding; ATP binding. Gene Ontology annotation, biological process: mitotic DNA replication initiation; double-strand break repair via break-induced replication; DNA replication. The transcript is spliced from 14 exons.
UAGAGUUCUCCAAUACCCGACACACCGUCUGAUAGAGAUGGGGCUCGAUCUCGCAUGACAUCUCCAGCUCGGGAUUAUGAGAUGUUUGAAGAUGAAGGGGCCAUUCUGGGCGACAACGCUGAAGAGGAGGAAGAAGAUGGGGAGGAGCUUUUUAACGAUAAUAUGGAAGCUGAUUACCGACCAAUGCCAGCAUUGGAUAGGUACGAUGCUGAAGAUUUAGAUGAUGAUGAAUACGACCCGAUGUCUGUAGAGGACCGCGUCGCAGCUGAGAGAGAACUACAAAGGAGAGACAGGGAUGAAGGGCGAAUAAGAAGAGAUGAUCGAGAUUUGCUCUAUGAUGAAUCUGAUGAGGAAAGUGGUGACGCACCUAGAGCUAAACGUCGUAGGGCUGCAGAGAAGGCUGCCACCGGUUCUGAUGAGCAAGUAGAGGAAGGAAUUGAAAGUAUUGAAAACUUGGAGGACACUAAAGGAUAUUCCACUAAAGAAUGGGUGUCUAUGUUGGGACCGAGAACUGAGAUAGCUAACAGAUUCAAAAACUUUUUACGCACAUAUACAAACAGCAAAGGACAAUAUGUGUACAAAGAAAGAAUCCGACGCAUGUGUGAACACAAUCAAGCCUCAUUUCAUGUGGAAUUCGACAUCUUAGCUCGAAGGGAACAAGUACUCGCCUAUUUCUUACCAGAAGCUCCGUUCCAAAUGUUACAAAUCUUCGAUGAAGUAGCUAAAGAAAUUGUACUCCAAAUAUUUCCUAGUUACGAGCGUGUAACGUCAGAGAUCCACGUUCGUAUAGCUGAUUUACCAUUGAUAGAGGAAUUGAGAACAUUCCGGAAGUUACAUUUGAAUCAAUUAGUCAGGACUGUUGGAGUUAUAACGGCUACAACUGGUGUUUUGCCUCAAUUGUCUAUCGUGAAGUACGAUUGUAAUAGAUGUGGGUACAUCUUAGGGCCGUUCGUUCAGUCUCAAAAUUCAGAAGUAAAGCCAGGUUCAUGCCCGGAGUGUCAAAGCUCUGGACCAUUUAUGGUAAACAUGGAACAAACCGUAUAUCGUAAUUAUCAAAAGGUUACCAUCCAAGAGUCUCCCGGUCGCAUACCCGCAGGUCGUAUACCGAGGAGUAAAGAUUGUAUCUUACUGUCUGACCUCUGUGAUAGAUGUAAGCCAGGAGAUGAGGUUGACUUAACAGGCAUUUAUACAAAUAAUUAUGAUGGCUCUCUUAAUACUGAACAGGGUUUCCCAGUAUUUGCAACUGUUAUAAUAGCAAAUUACAUAGUAGUAAAAGAUUGUAAGCAUAUUGUAGAAUCUCUAACAGAUGAUGAUGUGGCUAAUAUAGUCAAGCUUUCAAAAGAUCCUCAGAUUGGGGAGAGAAUAGUCAAAAGUAUUGCUCCGUCAAUAUAUGGACAUGAUUAUAUUAAGAGGGGCUUAGCUCUCGCCUUAUUUGGAGGGGAACCUAAAAAUCCUGGUGAGAAACAUAAAUUAAGAGGAGACAUCAACGUUUUGAUAUGUGGUGAUCCUGGUACAGCUAAAUCACAAUUUUUAAAAUACACAGAAAAGAUUGCGCCCAGAGCCAUAUUUACAACUGGACAGGGUGCAAGUGCAGUUGGUCUCACUGCAUAUGUGAGGAAGAAUCCUACCACAAGGGAAUGGACGCUAGAAGCAGGAGCAUUAGUACUCGCAGACCGAGGAGUCUGUUUAAUAGAUGAGUUUGACAAGAUGAAUGAUCAAGACCGAACAUCCAUACACGAAGCUAUGGAGCAGCAGUCUAUAUCUAUUUCUAAGGCUGGUAUUGUUACAUCAUUACAUGCAAGAUGCUCAAUAAUAGCGGCAGCGAACCCUAUAGGAGGGCGGUACGACGCGUCUCUAACAUUCUCUGAGAAUGUGAAUCUAUCGGAGCCAAUCCUCUCUCGUUUCGACGUGUUGUGUGUAGUACGAGACGAGGCCGACCCUGCUCAGGACGCCCAACUAGCCCGAUUUGUAGUAAGCUCCCAUAUAAGACAUCAUCCGACUCAGAAGGGAACGACCAUAGAAAAUGCAACAACUGAUGAUGACUUCAUCUUACAACAGGAUCUGUUGAAGAAAUACAUUGUGUAUGCUAGAGAAAAUAUUCACCCGAAAUUGCAGAAUAUGGAUCAGGAUAAGGUGGCUAAAAUGUACAGUCAGCUGAGACAAGAAUCUUUAGCUACCGGCAGCUUGCCUAUCACUGUGAGACAUAUUGAGUCUGUAAUUCGGAUGAGCGAAGCGCACGCACGUAUUCAUUUACGAAACCAAGUGAACGAGGAAGACGUGAACCUGGCUAUAAGGACGAUGCUAGAAAGUUUCGUGGAUACCCAGAAGUACAGCGUUAUGAGAGCUAUGAGACAGACAUUCCAGAAAUAUCUAUCCUAUAAGAAAGACCACAGCGAGCUUCUCUACUACAUUCUCCGUCAACUAACCAUGGAUCAGCUCGCCUACAUGCGAGGUCUUCACAAUCAUUCACAGACAACAAUAGAAAUAUCAGAGAGAGAUUUAAUUGAACGAGCGAGACAAAUUAACAUUUCCGACCUAAAACCCUUCUACGAGAGCAGAAUAUUCAAAUUAAAUAACUUCAGUUACGAUCAAAAACGAAAAGUCAUUAUUCAUACGCUCCCCGAAGUGCCAACUGAAUCAUAAAAUUUGAAUAUUGUCAAGGGAGUUAUUUUCGCCGUUUUAUACUCCUAAGUUUUUUUAUUUGUAAGAUUUUUUACGAUAAUUGUUAAUGUUCUGUUUCUUAUGUCAUGUAUUCACAAUUUUUUAUGUAAUAAUUACAAUUUUUUAAGCAUCGUUCUUAAUUGGCGAGACAUUGCGAAUUUUAAGUUUUUCAAGUAAUUGAGUAGAAUCUCAGAUUAUUGAGUACCUUUUGAGGAACCAUAAUUUUGUCAUACAUAUAUCACAAUAAACUUAGAAAGAAUAUUAAAAAAAUUCAUCAAAGUAGGUUUAGAAUAAUUCGAUUUAUUUUUCUUUGUAUUACUAGAAUUUUUUGUAAAAUUAUUCUUUAAGUGCUGUUUGGAUGUAACUGUCAAUCGAUUUAUUCAGCUUUAUGCCAGUAUAUUGUGCCGUAAGGUUUUGAACAAGUUUUUUCUUUCUUUCAAUACUAUCAAAUUGUUAAACACAAUUCACCGAGAAUACUUCUCUGUUGAUAAAUAUUUAUCUGUGAUCAUUGCACCUUCAUUUUUUUAAGGUUUAUUUUUUUAAAUAAUACCCACCUACCCACCAUGCAUACACACAAUUUUUGUUAAUAUAAUUAUGUGCCGUAGAAUAAUAAGUACAAUAUUUCUUGUCAAGUAUUCUGGUAAUAUCAAAUCAUUUGCUGGUUCAAAUUGAAUUUUGUUUUUAUAAUUUUACGAUGUAACGAAAUAAAAAUAUACAUUACCUUA